UUAGGCGUUAUUUGGCUCACGCAUUUGCCAAUUGAAUUAUUAUUGCAAGUCUUAUUCGCUGGGGAGGCCUGUCGUCAGUAUCACUUUUCCUAUUUCUGGUUCUUCAGCCACAAGUGGAGCUGAGACAGGCGACCACUGGAAGAAGGCACUGAAAAGGCGCAAGUACAAGAAUAGGGACGAAAAGAGUAAUCCCAUCCUCGUUCGUUUCGUUUCUACUUGCCCAGAGCAGCCCAGUUGCUAGCCCAGUACUUGAGUGCCUCUUCUCGGCUUACGUCCUAUUUCACCAAUACCCUCUUUUUCUACCACCCCGCCACCCUGUCGUCCAUUCUUACUUACUCGGCCGGACCGUUUUUCUUUUUGGGAUUUUCCUUUGAAAUAUCGCCGACUUGGUUCGUUCUCUCUGCACGCAUAACGACCAACGUCACACGGUCUACUGUCGUCGUUUGCCCUCACUCUAUCCCGAGUGUGUGAGAAGGCUCGCUUGAUACACCCACUCUGACGACGUCGUCAUUGCCGUUAGGCACAUGCGGUGUACAGCUGCCAGCAAACGACUCCGUCACCAGCCUUGCGUUACAAGCAGCUUUGUUUGCGCCUCUAGUACACCUCAGAAAGCCUAAACUCUUCUCCAGCAUCUACUUCGAGUUCCAUCGUUGCUCCCUGCCGACACUGCCACUCCUGCACCAGGCAUCGCACGAGAACUCUUUGUCUACGAGACUACAGAAAGGAACUAGCCUGCCCUUUGGUAAAGGUUUCGAUACCUAAAACAACAUUGGAUACAAGCGUCUGACGACACAGGAUACUUACUUUCAGCCCCCACGACCACAGACAUUAUUAAAUCCCGACGUUCAUUGACUGCAGUAACCGACCGGGACUCCCGCCGAAACAAGACGGACCCUACCACAUUUACCCAUUGAACAAAUCCGCGCUUUGGGGGUUCUGAUUUGUCGAUUAACAGCGGAAACCGCCAUCCGAUUCUUUUUAGCAUAGCUCUAUGCUAGAGCGCAGAUUGCAAGGAGUUUUUAUUAAUCUUCUUUCAAGUCUCGGCUUCCUAGAGCAUAAAUUAGCCCCUCGCGGAGCUCCAAUCUGAAACCAGCACAACGCUUCACGCUUCUAUCGCAGGACGAAAAAAGACCAGAAGCUGUCGGUAUACUGUCGACGCCAGUCGGACCUUACAUCAGGUUGAGGAUAAAACCUGGCAACGGAAAUAUAUUCCAUUUAUUACACCGCUCCGCAUCGACUCCCGGUUACUAGCAGCUGCUCGCGACCGAUUCAAACACUUCGACUUUUUAACAUUAUUGGGCUCUCAAGGAUGGGCCAGUGACAAGUACCAGGUGCUUUCUCACCAGGGAACUUCGAGUAAUGAGUGCCAUUCAUGCUCUGACCGACGGGCCAGCCCCGCCGGCAGUGUCCGCGCCUUCCGCCGAAGGUUCGCUGCAGACUCCAGACAGACCACGGACGGACGCUUCACAGUUCCCCUCGGGAUCAUUAUCACCAACAUCGGCUCGCUUAUAUUAUGUGGAAGAUGAACUCAACAGAAGCAAUGUGCGACCACCGUCACCGUCACCUUCUGCUGUUCUCUUGCAGACUUCUUUCACGCCACCACCACAAGAAAGACCUGAACAACCAGAUGCAUUUUUAGAAGGCGGCGAGGCAUCUAAUCAACUCGAAGAUUCGCCAACCAUGCAUCAAAAUGUCUUUUCUAUACGUGAUGGGAUGAGUGCGCAGAGCAGAGCUCGAACUAGCCGGCGUCGAACAGGUCCACUCUCUCAAAUAUCGCGAGAAAGAGCGGCCCUCAUUCGAAAAUUAGGAGCCUGUGGAGAUUGUAGAAGAAGACGGGUUGCUUGCCAUCCAAGCCAUCAUGGACUGACAUGGGAGGACGUUGUUACAAAGUUCCACCGUGCUCAUAGUCCAACAAUACAGGAUUUGGCUCCCGCAGUUGCGGCUGGUCGCCUCAGUCCUCCUCGCCCGGAAACUCAGGCUAGAAGAGCGCAGGAAGCUAUGGAAGCUAUUGAGGCCAUGGAGCGAGAUGAAGUGGAGAUGCGAGAGGCGUUGGCAUCAAUAGAAACAGCUACAAAUGCGACGACGCAUCAAGCUAUGGAAAUUGAUCCGCCAGCCCGGCCUCCGUCACACUUCACUGCCAGUCGGUCGUCCUUUAGUGUCCGGACACCACUACCAGGAGUACCUCGCACUGAAAGGACAACAUCAUUACCUGGGAUAAAUGCUAUCCGGAAUGAUUUACAGGCUAGCAGCACCAAAUUACUGACAUCACAUCACCGUGGCCGAUAUACAGAUGUUCGAGCGCUGCUCCUAGUUUGGCAGGGCGAUGAAGAUGGAGAGAUCGCCGAUCGGGCAACUCGCGAGUUGAGUGAGGUUUUUGAAAGAAGCUACCGGUUUACUUUCCAGCUUCAAACACUACCAGCGUCAGAAUCGGGUUUCUCAUCGUCUACAUGGCGCUGGCUGUCCAUAACACUGGACAAUUUCCUUGACAACAAUAACCAGAGGGACAUCUUGAAAAUUGUCUAUUACUCUGGUCAUUCAUUUAUGGAUGGAAACAGAGAAAUGACACUGGCAAGUUCAAGGCAGAGCAAUAGUGCAACUUUGAUCCGAUGGAAUCCAAUUCAGUCACGCUUGGAGCAGUCUUAUUCGGACACCUUAGUAAUCAUGGAUGCUGCAUUUUAUCCAUGUAACAGACUGGUGAGGCACCAAGGUCUAUUCGAAAUCUUCGCCGCAUCCAUCUCCGAGGAGCAUUACAACAGCCUUGGUCGAGCAACAUUCACGCGACUACUAGCGGAGCAGCUUCGUAUACGAGCAGCGCGAGGUACACCCCUCUCAGUAGCCGAGCUACAUUCUAUCCUCUUGACUAGUUAUCCAAAAGUCGUACAUGAGAGGCACCCAGAAGUGGAAAAUGUGGUGAGCUAUCCGGCGCCAUUGCAUAUGCUGGCCGCUUCCAAUUCGCGGCUACCGUCGAUUUUCUUGAGCCCUGUGCAGCAUUCCAACACAGCUCGAUCGAGUUUCAGCACUGACAAUACCUACGAAAUCAGCGUCUCGAUUCAACUGCAAGAUGAUAAAAUUGAUAUGGACGCGUGGAAUGAGUGGCUUCGGAUGAUGCCCGAAGGGGUCAGAGACGUCAAGGUUGAAGGGCCUCAUCGCCACCCUUCAUUUUCCAGGGAUUAACAGCACACUGCGACGCUACAGCCCAUUUUUGCCUAAAGAAAUACGUUUCGAAUGGGGGUGAGUGGUAUUAGCCACCGAUGUUGCUACUGUACCUGGCAGGCGUCUUGUUCGGGCUGCCAACUUGGGGGCGGGUACCACCUACACUGCGCGAUCGAGCUACGGGCCGAAGCGCGCUUGCAUUAGGGGACCAUUUAAGACUCAAGACGAUGUCACCGCCAGCCUGUGGUACGAAACAAUACGAUAGAAAUGUGUGCUCAAGCAAGUUCACGAAACUUCUAUGUAUAUAUUAUGGGAUUUUCUUUCUUUUACCGUUGCUAUGUUGUUGUUUUUCUUAUUGGGUUUUUUCUAGGAACAUGUUUGACAUGUAUAUAUACUUGCGGAUAGACAAAUGAUUGGGAGUAAGUGCUACAGGAGAACUCUAGGGCGUUUGGUUACAUUGCCGUGCGCACAGUAGCUAUCAAGACCAUACAACUGUUUUUGUUUCUUGUACUUUGAAAAUGAAACUCCACAACUUCUUGGAUACUGUUAAAGCCUAUAAAUUGCUAAAUAUUGAUUGUAGACAUAGGGUAGAAUCGC
Molecule: messenger RNA, 3750 nt
Organism: [Torrubiella] hemipterigena
Lineage: Eukaryota; Fungi; Ascomycota; Sordariomycetes; Hypocreales; Clavicipitaceae
Source: the annotation of a GenBank genome assembly